CUGUUCUGUGUACAAGUCACAUGACUAAAUCUAUAAAUGCAAGUGUCUGUGAAAGUGAAAUGAAGACAGACAGAGACCGGGAGACAACACACACACAACAGGGAAUACGAGGGUGUAUAACAAAAGGUUUUGGCAGGAGACAACAGCUUGGGACAUCUUGUUACUGCAGUGUUAUCAGCUGUGGGUGAGACCCAUUUAUACCGGUACACUGAAUACUGCUUUUUUUUGGCUGGACAGGUUUGGUACAGGAUGAAUAAAGGAUGACUGUGUAUUGAUUUAAGACUGAUUGUCAACUGCAGUACUCUUAAUUUAAAAAAAUCCCAGUACUGGUAUAUUUGAAAAGGUUGUGUUAACACAUGAUUUGUUAACGGCAAUGUACCAGUAAAGACUGAUAAAAAGUUCAUUUUACACGUGCAUUAUUCGGAUACCAUUCUAAUCAUGGGAUAUCAUUAAAAUAUAUAUAUAUGAAAUAUAUGAGCACAUAAAUACACCAGUAAUUUGCAAAAUGGCAAAUGGCUCUGGUAAAACAACUAGAUAGCUAUCACUACUAAUAAUAACUUCUCUUGUCGGACAGUGGUAACAAUAUCAAUGAUUGUUAUAUUAAUUUGAAGGUCCACUGUGUAAUUUUUGGGAUGAUCUAUUGAAAGAAAUGCAAUAUAAUAUACAUAGCUAUGCCUUCAGAGGUGUAUAAAGAGCUUACACAAUGAAGCCUUAUGUUUUUAUUACCUUAGAAUGAGCUAUUUCUAUCUACAUACACUGCGGGUCCCCUUGCAUGUAAUUCGCCAUGUUCUGUCAGCCGUCGCAGUGUUUCGAAAGGGAGGGGGAGGGGUGGAGUGAACGGUUGGUAGCAAUUCGCAACCUUGCCACUAUAUUUUAAUGACUGGACCUUUAAACGAAAAACCUUAUUACAAAAAAUUGAAUUUACAUUUCCUAAAAUUCCCAAUGUGUCAACUUGUCCAAGUUUUCAAGGGGAAAACUGUAUAUGUUGAUGUUAUGUUUGCUUCUUGUACUUGCAGAGAAGUUCCUCAUCUCUUAUCACUUCAUCAUGACAUUCUUUCUUCCUGUGGUGGUACUGUGGCUGCUUUCUGGUGCUUCAGCUAAAGUUGUUACAACUUUUGAGAAUCAAUGUGAUGAAUUUUUUGUAGUCAAAAAAACACCAAUUAUCAUUCCCACGCCUGCUUUCCAAAAUAUCUGCCAAAUGCUAAAUGGUGUUGUCUAUUAUGCCACGCUUUAUGAUACCAGCAACAAGAUUCCUCUGUACUCAGCCUAUAAGUUUGAAGAGUUAAUAAAGUGUGAACGACCAAAUGCAUGGUACAUCGAACCUCAGCUUGAUGAUAAUAAUGCAGGAGCAAAUAUGGCAUUACAGUGCACUAAAGAUGGAGGCAAACAGGCUCUCAAUGAUGACUACGUCAACUCUAACUAUGACAAAGGCCAUCUUGCACCAGUCUACCAGGCAAGCUCAAACCAGUGUGCAAAAGCCACAUUCACACUCACCAAUGCUGCUCCACAAAACAAAUCUUUUAACAGAGGCCAAUGGAGAGUGACUGAAAAAAAUAUUGCAAACUAUCUGAACAAUAAUUGUAAACCAUACACUAAGUAUAUUGUUACUGGGGUGGUACCAGGAAAGCAAAUAAUAGGGAAAAGUGUGACUGUGCCUAGUCAUUUCUGGACUGUGUACUGCUGCUUAGACAACAAUAACAAAUGUCAAUUUUCACAAGGAUAUAUUGGUGUCAACAAGAAUGAUCCUGUCCAGCAAAUGAAUGUGUCUGCUUUAGAAAAACUGUUGGCAAACCUUUAUAACUUUACAUCUUUCCAGUUGUUUGCUAGUUCUACAAAACCCACAAGGAAAAGAAAAAUCAGAUUUUAAGUGUUCCAUUAUCUAUGCAAUUGUUAAAGUGUCAAUGAAAUGAAGUGCUUUACAGGAAUGCAAUGAUACAUUCAUAGAUUCUUUGAUUGAUGAAAAUUAUAUAAAAAGUAUGUGCAAACCUCUACUGUUGUAUGCACUUAGGCAAAAAGCUAAUACAAUUCUAUUAUAUUGUUAUAUUAUUAAUACUUUAUAUGUAUGAUUCACGUUCUUGCUUGCACUGUGGAUGAUUUCUCAAUGUAA
This is a messenger RNA of Triplophysa rosa, 2107 nucleotides long. RefSeq names its product endonuclease domain-containing 1 protein-like. The record is from RefSeq and is a predicted model, not a curated record. The coding region runs from base 983 to 1867 and encodes 294 amino acids. The transcript has 3 exons. Gene Ontology annotation, molecular function: nucleic acid binding; hydrolase activity; metal ion binding. NCBI's taxonomy places the organism in Eukaryota, Metazoa, Chordata, Actinopteri, Cypriniformes, Nemacheilidae.